Molecule: messenger RNA, 2593 nt
Organism: Lytechinus variegatus (green sea urchin)
Lineage: Eukaryota; Metazoa; Echinodermata; Echinoidea; Temnopleuroida; Toxopneustidae
Product: uricase-like
Exons: 7
Coding region: 118-999 (293 amino acids)
Biological process (GO): urate catabolic process; purine nucleobase catabolic process
Cellular component (GO): peroxisome
Molecular function (GO): urate oxidase activity
Source: RefSeq, a predicted model, not a curated record
GUUUCGCAACAUCCACAUGAUGCAUGUAGAUGUUGUGGACAUCGACUUUAGGCAUCACGUCGAAAUAGUAUUAAUUUGUUGUGAAUCGUUCUGCUGAUUUCGUUUUUAGACAAGAAGAUGGAGUUUAUCCCCGAGGAAACAUACUAUGGUAAGAGUGGAGUGAAGUUGCUUCGUUUACGGACAGAAGGAAAAAUUCAUCACAUCAAGGAAAUAGAGGUUGACGUCCAUCUUACCCUCCGCUCCAAGAAAGAUUUUGAAAGAGGCGACAAUUCAGAUAUCAUUCCCACUGAUACACAGAAGAAUACUGUUUAUGCCCUUGCCAAAUUAGUUGGGGUGCGAUCUCCUGAGCAGUUUGGACAGGCGUUGUGUCGUCAUUUCCUAUCGUCAUUUCAUCAUGUCAUGGCUGUACGUGUCCACAUAGAGGAGGCUCCAUGGAAAUGCAUCACACAAGGAGGACAGGAGCAUGUCCAUGCCUUUGUCCUGGAGAAACAGUGCAUAAGGUUUUGCGAUCUACUUCAACAACGAGGAGGUCUUGUGCAGGUUUGGUCUGGUUUGAAAGACCUCAAGGUUCUAAAAACAACCCAGUCUGGAUUUGUUGGUUUCAUCAAGGACAAAUACACUUCACUUCCUGAGGUUACCGAUCGUCUCUUCUCAACCAGUGUCUAUGCUAGAUGGCGGUAUGCGACGCUGUAUGGGUUAGAUGAAGAUAAGGCAUGGCAAAUGGCGAAGGAGGCAAUCCUAGAUGUGUUUGCUGGCCCGCCAGCAACUGGUGUUUACUCUGCCUCGGUUCAACACACUCUCUAUCAGACUCAGGAAAAAAUGCUUCAACUCAUUCCACAGAUCAGUGAGGUUACCAUGGAGAUGCCCAAUUCUCACUACUUUUUAGCGGACCUCAAGAAGAUCAACAUGGAAAACAAUAACGAGGUUCUAAUGCCUGUGGAUAAACCGUAUGGAUUAAUAAGAGCUUCUGUAAAACGUUCAUCAACAUCAAAGCUGUGAAGAAACCAAACCAAAAUCAGCCUGAUAAAACUCGAGUUUCUUGGAAUAGGGAAGGCUACCUCAAGCUUUUAUAAGCUUAUUGAUCUGACUGCAGUCUGAUUAUUUUCAUGGUGGUUCCAGUAAUUAAAUCUCUCGGACUCUGGGCAUGUUUAACAAUAGUUACGACUGUUUUAACUUUGCCAUUAUGGCAAACUACCAUAGGGUCAGUAGUGAGUCACAAUCAAGGUUCCCAUGGAAUUAAUGGCAAAUGAAAUGAAAAUUUUGCCUUAGAAAAUGUAAAUACAUGUACCUUGAAUUGAAUUUGGGAUAACUUUGAUUAACUUUAAUUUUGACCGUUCCAGCGCCAAAUUGAACAUAUAUUCGGUAAUAUGAAAGCAAGAAUCAAUGUACGAUAAAUUCCUACAAUUAAUGUAAUAUUGUAUGAGUUGACCUGCUUUGUAAGGAAAAUACAAUGUUAAGUCACCCAGAAUUAUCCCUGUAAAGUGAUAUUAAAGUACUAUAGUAAUAUUUUAUAAGCAUGCGGGGUGAUGUCAUUGAAUGAGUAAAGUAUAUUCUGUUUACUUAAAUUUCUUAAAUUGCACACAAGAAGCAUUAUUGCCACCUCCAACAGUUGGAUUAAAAAAAUGAAUAAACAAACACUCCAAUCUACAGCAAUUGCAAAUCAAAUUGCACAUAGCAAAAAAAAAGAAAGAAGAAAACACCACUGUUUGUGACAUUAUAUAUGAAAGAUAAUUAUAAAUAAACACUUUAGAUUUCUUGUAUUGAGAUUCAUGCUGUGUUUAACUUCGGCUUGUAAUGUUUGGAUUUUAUAGGUUUCCAAGUACAAAUGUAUAAUAAUAGAAACAUAGCACUUUAGUACAGCUACUCUUCCUAGGCACGGAGCAUUCAAGGAGUUUUUUUCUCACCGGGUACAUGCUGGAUGGCAAGUGGAAAAUGUGAUAUAAAAUGCCUUGCAAAAUAUAGGCUAUUUGCAAAAAUUAUACAAAUUGUAAAUAUGUGUGAAUAAGACGAAUAUUUUUACCAUGUUUCUACCAAAGAACAAGAGGUUUACAUAUUGGGUAUCUGUUUAUGGGAACUGGGGGACCCUGUUCAUAUCAGUGAAAAUUAUUGGACCAAAUUCACAAUGUUUUUUUUUUUUAACUAUCAGUUGAACCCACGGUUUAUGCAGAUUUCCUGUAUAAAUUACGCUUACUUUCCGUGUAUAUUAGAAAAUGUCCAAUGCUGAUGCUCACCUUUGUCACAGUGAGCUAAAUUUAUGCCUGUUGCCAUGGUUAAGGACACUUCUUUAUUCAUGAGUCGGCUGUUUAACAACGGACUUAUCGAUUCAAAACAGUUGACUCGUGAGUAAAAAAGCAUACUUAAUCAUGGCGAGCGUAAUCUAUACAGGAAAUAUGCAUAAAAUAUGGGUUUAGCCGAUGGAUUUAAAACCACCUUUGUAAAUUCGGGCCAUAGAAUUCAGUUAAAGAGGUUGAAUCUGAAUGUAGUAAUUCCCAGAACUGUUCCAUGUUGGUCCUCAUCAGUUCAUCUAAUCAUGUAGUCGCAUGAAAUCUUUAUCUUGUCAAUUGUUGGAUAUAAAGAGUGUAGAUGUCAAACA